Molecule: messenger RNA, 342 nt
Organism: Arabis nemorensis
Lineage: Eukaryota; Viridiplantae; Streptophyta; Magnoliopsida; Brassicales; Brassicaceae
Source: the annotation of a GenBank genome assembly
AUGGCAGUACAGGCCACUCUAGGUGGUCCUGGGGUGUGGCUUCUUCACCUUGCUCGGAUUCGCAUUUUUCAAGACUUCUCUUGGACUAAUCGCCGCGCUUUGACUCGCGUCUACCGGGGUAUUGGGCUUCUCUCUGAUGGAUAUUCGCUUUUAGGAAUGCCUAUUCCCAGAUGGAAGUUGCUUCUGUCCAUCCCGUGCGUGUCGAUUUCAAGUGUUUGGAUUUCUGUUAAAGUGGUUUUCCUCAGCCUCUCUUUUGUCUCUCCUUCACUUAGGUUGCAGGACAUGGCUUAUGAUUGGAUUCGUUUUGAGUUUUUCAGUGUGACGAGAAGACCUGACGUUUGA